AUGACAUCUCCUUGGCUGGUUGGUGGAGAUUUCAAUGUUAUACUGAAUGAAGAAGAAAAAAUAGGAGGUUUACCAGUAUUGCCACAAGAAUAUGAAGACUUUGCUUUUUGUAUGAAUUCCUGUGAGUUGCAUGAGAUGUCUUUCAAAGGGAGUCCUUUCACCUGGUGGAAUGGUAGGGCUGCUAAUGACUGUAUUUUUAAGAGAUUGGACAGGAUUGUGCAUAAUGAUACAUUUCAGAAUUGGUUUGGACACCUAGAAGUGGAACAUUUGUCAAAGACUAGUUCUGAUCAUGCACCAUUACUGCAAUGGGAAACAAUCUUAACUGAUGAUGUGUUUCAGUCAUUUAAGCUCAAGAUGAAGAAACUGAAAGCUGCUUUAAGUACAUGGAGCAAGACUACUUUUGGGGACAUUUUUAAUCAACUUGUAAUUAGAGAGGAUAUAGUUAAGAUUAAAGAGCAGUUGUUUGAGGAGAAUCCAUCUGAAGAAAAUAGAAUGGUCAUACAAAAGGCACAAACAGAACUUAAGCUGUAUCUUCACUAUGAAGAGGAAUUCUGGAGGCAAAAAGCUGGGAUGGACUGUUUCUUUGAAGGUGAUAAAAAUAUAAGAUAUUUCCAUAGUCUGGUAAAAGGAAGAAGGAAAAGAAUCCAGAUUAGGAGGAUUAAAGAUGAUACUGGUAAUUGGCUAGAGGAUGCUGAUAGUGUUGCUGCUGAAGCUAUUAACUUUUUCCAUAAGAAAUUUACUCAUGAGGAGGUCAGUAAAGAUUCUCCAAUUCUUAAUCAUAUUCCUGAGCUGAUUAGAGAGGAGGAUAAUAUACUGCUUGCUGAACAACCUACUAUGGAAGAAGUACAGAAGGUAGUAUUUGAAUUAAAUGGGGACAGUACCUGUGGCCCUGAUGGAUUUUCUGGUAUAUUUUAUCAGAAGUGUUGGGAGGUGAUCAAGGCUGAUGUAUUUAGUGUUGUUAAAGCUUUCUUUGAAGGACAGACUCUUCCCAAGUCAAUCACUCACACUAAUCUAGUUUUGCUGCCAAAGAAGAAUGUUGUUGAAGCAUUCUAUGAUAUGAGACCUAUAAGUCUUAGCAACUUUAUCUAUAAGGUCAUAUCAAGAGUAGUUCAUGACAGACUAGACAAGUUACUCACAAGGGUGAUCUCUCCAAAUCAAUUUGGUUUUGUUAAGGGCAGGAAUAUAAUUGAGAAUGUAUUUUUGACACAAGAAAUUGCACAUGGUUUCUUUCAUUCUACAAGGGGUGUCAAGCAAGGGGAUCCACUCUCUCCUGCUCUCUUCAUUAUAGCGGCAGAAUUUCUUUCAAGGGCAUUAAAUUCUUUGUUUGAUCAACCUGGUUUUGUUGGAUAUGGGAUGCCAAAGAAAAGGAAAGAGGAUUAUACUGAAUUAUUGAAGAAAGUCAAAGACAAGUUACAAACUUGGAAAGGCAAGUUACUGUCUUAUGGAGGAAAAGCAGUGUUGAUUACAAGUGUCCUUCAAAGUAUCCCAAUUCAUGUUCUAUCUGCUAUAAGGCCUCCUAAAUGCGUUAUAAAGGAACUACACAGGAUCAUUGCCAGGUUCUUUUGGAAUAAUAAGGAGGAAGGAAGAUGCAGACACUGGGCAUCUUGGCUUAACAUGUGCAUUCCCAAACAGGAAGGAGGUUUGGGUUUCAGGUCUAUUUAUGACAUGUCUAAAGCUUUAUGUGCUAAACUAUGGUGGAAGUUUAGAACCACUAGUUCUCUUUGGGCUAAUUUCAUAUGGAAUAAAUACUGUAAAAAGCAAAUUCCUCAGGUGGUUCAAUGGAAGAGAGGGUCACAACUAGGUGCUCUUAGCUAUGUGGUUCCCCCGUCCUGGCAAAUCAUUGAUCAUGCUGAAGAUGUUUCUGAACUUAUGUCAAAUGGAGGAUGGAAUAUCAGCAAACUCAUGCAGCUGUUUCCUGAAUAUAUUGUGCAACAUAUAACACAGGAAAUUGACAUUAAAUACACAUCAAAUGAAUGGGACAGUCAUUGGUGGAUGAUGAAAAGUACAGGGAGAAUUAUUAAAUGGAUGAGACCUGCAUCUGGAUUCUACAAGUGUAAUACUGAUGGAGCUGCUAAAGGAAAUCCAAGACCAAGUUCUGCUGCUUUUUGUAUCAGAAAUGAAGAGGGAGAUUUGGUGUAUGUAGCUGCUAAAAUUUUGACAGAUGGAACAAAUAUUAUGGUUGAGGCUGAGGCUAUUAGAAUGGGACUGAGGUUCAGUUCAGUUUCAUAA
This is a messenger RNA of Lycium barbarum (goji berry), 2229 nucleotides long. RefSeq lists its product as uncharacterized. The transcript has 7 exons. NCBI's taxonomy places the organism in Eukaryota, Viridiplantae, Streptophyta, Magnoliopsida, Solanales, Solanaceae. Gene Ontology annotation, molecular function: nucleic acid binding; RNA-DNA hybrid ribonuclease activity. The record is from RefSeq and is a predicted model, not a curated record. The coding region runs from base 1 to 2229 and encodes 742 amino acids.